AUGGAGCCACGACCUAAAACCUCUCAAUAUGCAAGAAUUUUCCGAGAACGACCGAUCCAGGUGAUUGUAGGGAGUGCAAAGAGCUCCUAUUUUGUCCACCCCGAGGCCUUGUCAUGGUGCAAAAACUCAGCACUAAGUGCGCGAAUCGAAGGGCCGUGGAGGCAGCACGGAGAUGAAAGUCCAAUCGACUGGUCCGACUUUGAUGAGCAGACAGUCGAAUGCGUCUUAAGCUACCUUUAUACGCAGGACUACUACGUCCCUGAGUUGAAUUAUUGGCCUGAUGAUGAUUGCAAAGACGACAAUGACGGCAAAGAGUUCCUUAUAUCCGCACCUGGUAGUCCAAAACCACCUAGCCGGCCACUAACGCCAUUGAGUGAGUGUCUCGAGGUCGGCCUACCGGCAGAUACUUACCUUACUGCUGCGGACGCUUGCACCUACCGAGGAUUUCGGGAUCCUCCCAACGAUAGGCUUGGCACUGAAAUUUUGGUCCAUGCGAAAGUAUAUUGUUUCGCACAUCGUUAUUGUAUCCGCGAGCUUGAGGCUUUUGCACUACAACGUCUGACAAAAGUUCUCAUUGUCGUGGAUAUAGAAGAAGACGCUGUGUUUCCGUCUCUCGCAGAUGCUAUCCGUAUUGUCUACGAUUCGACCCCGGGCGCGAAUUUGCAACAUAAUCCUGCUCGGAAUUUGUUAUCUCAGUACGUUGCAUUGCAUUAUACUAGGUUGCCAACCGAGAGCUUGGAUCGGGUUAUGGCAGAGGGCGGUGAUUUCGUGGUUGAUUUAUCACACAAGUUGGCUAGACGACUGAGAACGAGGUCCUAG
Messenger RNA from Aspergillus luchuensis, 819 nucleotides. RefSeq lists its product as uncharacterized. The transcript has 3 exons. Lineage: Eukaryota; Fungi; Ascomycota; Eurotiomycetes; Eurotiales; Aspergillaceae. The record is from RefSeq and is a predicted model, not a curated record. Bases 1 to 819 code for a protein of 272 amino acids.